CCUCCUUUCCGUAAUUUUUAUCAACUUCCAAGGGCCAUUUCAAAAUUCCCGUCAUUGACCCUAGAAUGUCUUUCUUCUUGCUUAGUAACGGAAACGCCGGGCGAUAAUUGCUUUUCAAACAUUAAAAUGAAACUCUCUUUCUCUCUCUAAUCGAAUCUUGAGACUCCCCCUCCCCCAAAAAAAAAAAAACCCCCACUUUUAUCUAAAAGAAUUGUACAUUAAAUUCCAAAAGAGAGCGAAAAAGCAAAGUGCAAAAGAGUGAGGAAGCUUAUUUUUUUGGAACCGAAUUGAAUCAUUGGAUUCCGAAGCUUAAAGGGAGUAUGGGUUAGGGUUUUCUGUUGUGUGUAAAAAUUCGAAACCAUAGAGGGAGAGCGGUUAGCGUUUUGGGGUGAAGAUGACGGAGGUGAUAUUACAUAUAUAUGAUGUGACGAACAGUGGAUCGGAUAAAACGAACAGCACGAUUGUUCAAAUCAACAAGGUCUUCAAGGACGGAAUCGGCCUCGGCGGCAUCUUCCACAGCGCCGUUCAGGUAUAUGGAGAUGAUGAAUGGUCUUUUGGCUUCUGUGAGCAAGGGUCUGGAGUUUUUAGUUGUCCUUCUGGCAAAAAUCCAAUGUAUACAUAUCGUGAGUCCAUGGUCCUGGGAAGAACUAGCUUUUCAAUAUUCAAGGUGAACCAGAUCUUGCGGGAACUUAGUAGAGAGUGGCCUGGAAGUUCCUAUGACUUGUUAUCCAAAAAUUGCAACCACUUCUGUGAUGAGUUCUGCAAAAGGCUUGGUGUUCAAAAGCUUCCGGGUUGGGUCAAUCGUUUUGCCAAUGCUGGUGAUGCUGCUAUAGAAAUAGCAGAAAACACUGCCUUACGGUUGAGACAAGCCAAGACUGAGAUAGUAUCAGCCAGCAAAGUGGCAUAUCGUUUCCUUGUGGGUUUUACCUCUGGUUCUAGUGGUGGUAAUGAUUCCCCUGGCAAUUCAAAUAGAGGAAGCCCCAGAUUGCAAACAGCUUGGUUUAAAAACCUCGCCAGUACUGGUGCCAAACCAUCUGGCAGUUCUGAAAUUGAGAUUCUGGAUGACAAUAUUCUUCACCAGCAACGGCAACAGAAUUCUGCACAGACAAUGUGACUAAAUUUUCAAGAUUCGGAAAGACCUUGACGACUGGGUUCACAAGAUGUGGAACGACCAUUGCAACAGAAUUCACAAGAUUCAGAACAACCACUACAACAGAAUUCUUGGCAUAAUAUUUGACGGAAACGCUUUCUGGAAGCAUCUUUUGUUGUUUACUACUUGUAACUCUGCAUAGCCAAUCAAGAAGUUAUUCAUUCUGUAUCAAUGUAAAAUGUUCAUUUCUUGUCCCAACUGAAAAUUUCAAAUCAUGCCCCGUGGACUGAAGUACAUUGUGAAGACUCCAAAGUCAAAACCAAUAGUGUUUUUCCUCUGAAAAGUCUGAUGCGGUGCUUGGGGCAUUAUUCAUUUGUUCCCGCUAGAGAUGGCCAAUUUGUAGGUAAAAUUGAAUCUAUUUGUAUGGUACAAACUUUUUAUAAAGUGAUUCUUGUUCCUAAUUA
Messenger RNA from Durio zibethinus, 1554 nucleotides. RefSeq lists its product as uncharacterized. Lineage: Eukaryota; Viridiplantae; Streptophyta; Magnoliopsida; Malvales; Malvaceae. The record is from RefSeq and is a predicted model, not a curated record. Gene Ontology annotation, molecular function: deubiquitinase activity. Gene Ontology annotation, biological process: protein deubiquitination.